AUGCUAUCCACCGUCCCCCUCAAUGUGGGACGCAAACGCGUGUUUGGCUCCGUCUUCUCCCCCGCGUCGCUCGAGGCUCGACCACCGUUCACAUCUACUUUCAAUCUCCAUCAGACCCCGCUCACCUCAUUCCAGUCUGACGACUCCUCGUCGACCGUGAAAACCGCAUCCCAAGCGACUGCCAUCUCGUCCGCCCAUGACCCACUCGAGGACCGACAAGCCUGGGACCAAGCGUGGUCUGCGGCGACAGCCUUUCUAUCUGUCCCCGACCGCGGAUUUGCAUCCAUUCAUGAAUACAAAGACACCGACGGCAGUGAAGCUUUGAAGGACUGGAACAGACUCAGUCCUCCGUCGAAAGAGACUGGCGAAGCGCUCGCGUAUUUGACAGCUGCGGCUCAGAAUGCGAAGAUCACGUCAGGCGCGACUAAGCCGCAGGACCUGGUUAGCUGGUAUGGAGGUGAAAUUCGGAGACACUUUUUGAUCAACAUUCGUGGUGGGCUGUAUGAGCUUUCGCAAAACCCCAAGACAGAUGGUCUUUUACGAACAAUUGUCGACUGCUUACAACUUGUUCGUCGAAUUUACUUAGCGCCUAUCGUGCACUAUCUAUUACCCUUACUACCGGCGACCGAGCAAGGACGAGUGUUGACUCAAUUACAACGAGGCUUCCACGCAGUUGUCUCAUACUCUCUUCCGUGGGCUCAAAUUUCGAAACUCUUAGCUGAGGACCUCGCCCAAGAAUCUCUGGUCAUCCUGGGAAUCGAUACAUUAUUUGAGGAAUCAAACAGCGACGAUGACAGCCAGGAUGGCAUGGAAAUGGACCGGCAAUUCUCCGUUUCGUAUGAAGCAUGGAAGCAGGAGAGUACAGAAUCUCGAGCACACAUGAUGACGGAGGGCGAGCAAGAAAACGUCACAGUUGCUCGAGAUCGUCUUCUGGCGAUUCUAAAUGGGUUGCAGCUCGUCGGCCUUGGUGGUGACAAAGCCCAAAAAAUCUUUGCCGGCGUAAUGAACAUCAUGAUCACCGAGUUUGUUCGCGCAGCGUAUACUGGAAAGUGGGCAUCUCCGACCUCUGCUGUUCAACAUCUAAAACACUGGAUUGAGAAUGUGUUUGCGCGACUCGCCGUGCAGGUGCUGGCUAUAAUCCACACGCCACCGUCUGGCAACCAAGCGUCUAACUCUCUGGAUGUAAGCUUUGGGGAUGUGGAAAAGUGGCAGGAGAUUGGCAUUGCUCGUCUAGGAGCUCUACGUACCAGUGAGCUAUUCGAUGUGAUCGUCGAUUGGCCUGCGAGUAGUGGCGCCGCUGAAGAUUUGCGACACUUCACAACGCAUCCGGCGGCAAGGGCCUAUGUCACGCAGUCAUUUAUUGCAACUUUGAAUCAGCGUCUGCUGCACCCUGGUGCCUCGACCGUUGAGAUACUGCAGUUGUAUAUUUCAAUCAUUCGGGCCUUCCACCUCCUGGACCCGAAAGGUGUUCUCCUGGACCGGAUUGCUCGACCAAUUCGACGAUAUCUGAGAGAUCGCGAUGAUACUGUCAAGGUGAUCGUUAGUGGCUUGCUCGCUGAACCACUGGCCGCAAACAAGCAAGCUCUGCCUUCCAGUGGUGACACAUUGGUCGAGCUGUCCACAGAGUUGGCAAAGGCACACCAACUCUCUAUGCAGAACAACACAAUUGACCUGGACUGGGAUGAUAUGAAUUGGGUACCAGACCCGGUCGAUGCUGCGCCUGACUACCGAAAGUCGAAGAGCUCCGACGUCAUUGACAGUCUAAUCAGUUUGUUUGAUUCCAAAGAAACAUUCGUCAAGGAACUACAAUCUCUCCUUGGUGACCGUCUCCUACAGAAGCGCGAAGACUUCGAUCAAGAAAUCUCCGUUCUGGAGCUCUUGAAGGUCCGAUUCGGCGACUCAGCACUUCAAGCCUGCGAGGUCAUGCUAAAGGACAUAUCCGACUCUCGCCGCGUCGACACCAGCGUCCGCAAAGACCAAGGCCUCUCUAAACCCCCGAGCCGCAUGAACACCAAAAGACCGACUGUACACAUGCCUGAAUUACACGCCAAGAUCCUCUCGCGCUUCUUCUGGCCAGAAAUUCAAGACCAAGAAUUCAAAGUACCUGACGAGAUCGCCUACCUCCAACACCGCUAUUCGACCGGCUUUGAAAGCCUGAAACAAUCCCGCAAGCUCACCUGGCGUAAUGGUCUCGGCCAAGUAACCGUCGAACUGGAACUAGGCGAUCGAACCUUCGUAGACGAAGUCUCAACCUGGCAAGCAACAGUCAUCUACGCCUUUCAAUCUGACGACGAGGAAACCACCAGAUCAGUCACCGAUCUCGCCUCCGAAUUAGACAUGGCUCCUGCCCUUGUCCUCUCUGCUUGUCUGUUCUGGGUGAGCAAGCGUAUUCUCAUGGAAACAUCUCGCGACACAUUCCGCGUCCUCGAAUACCUACCCACUGAAACAGAAACACAGGAAGACUCAGCAGACGUGCCCAAAACAGCUGAAGCUGUGGCGAUGGAGAAGAUGAAUCUGUACUGGCAAUUCAUCGUAGGCAUGCUUACCAAUCAGGGUGCUAUGCCUUUGCAGAGGAUUGUUAUGAUGUUGAAGAUUGUGGUGCCGGGCGGCUUUCCGUUUAGUAACGAGGAGCUGAGGGAGUUCCUUGCUGGGAUGGUUUCGAAGGGGAAGGUUGAGAUCGUGAGUGGGGGGAAUUAUAAGCUUGUUCAUUAG
Molecule: messenger RNA, 2712 nt
Organism: Penicillium maclennaniae
Lineage: Eukaryota; Fungi; Ascomycota; Eurotiomycetes; Eurotiales; Aspergillaceae
Product: anaphase promoting complex subunit 2
Exons: 3
Coding region: 1-2712 (903 amino acids)
Biological process (GO): ubiquitin-dependent protein catabolic process
Cellular component (GO): anaphase-promoting complex
Molecular function (GO): ubiquitin protein ligase binding
Source: RefSeq, a predicted model, not a curated record